This is a messenger RNA of Malaya genurostris, 5016 nucleotides long. RefSeq names its product transcription termination factor 2 (gene lds). Gene Ontology annotation, molecular function: ATP binding; ATP-dependent chromatin remodeler activity. Lineage: Eukaryota; Metazoa; Arthropoda; Insecta; Diptera; Culicidae. The transcript has 6 exons. The record is from RefSeq and is a predicted model, not a curated record. The coding region runs from base 1680 to 4877 and encodes 1065 amino acids.
UGUAAUACCAACUGCGUACGAUUCAUAAGACACAUCCAAUGAAUAUAAAUUAUGUAACGAGUUAGGUUCCAUCGGAUUUCAAUAUACAUUAUAUAGAAUAUUCUUAUAACUUUCAUUAUGGUAACGUCUAUUUAGAUUUAACGUACACUUUAAAAAAUGAUUGUAAGUUUUCAUAUAACCUCUAUAAAUUAUAUUCUGCAUUCGAUUCAUAUGACAAAUCUGAUGAAUUUAAGUAAGAUUAUCAUUUCAGUGUAUGUAUUUUGACAGCUUCAUUCGAAAACAUCAUCGUUUGUACAACAGCACCAUGUCGAACUGUCGUCAGAAGGCCAAUCGCUUAAAAGGAAAUGUUAAAAAUUAUUAACACAAUUUUUAACAUUUCCUUUUAAGCGCGUGGUGUCGGAUUUCAUCAGCAGAGUUGCCAGGUUAUUUUUUCAAAAAUCUGUCAGAACUAAAAAAUUUAUCUGAAUUUGUCUAGGUCUACUAUAUACAAGGAAAUUUUUGACGGGCUUCAUUUUCAGUGAGCAAAAAAAGGUCUCCCCACAUAUCGUAUAGAGGUAAAAACCAAAACAAUCUAGCGAGAUCUGACAAAAUCUAGGAAAAUUUGAAAAAUCUGGCAAAAGAUCUGGUUAGUUAGAGUGUCUGGCGAAGCGAGAAAAAUUUGGCAUUUGCCAGACAAAUCUGGCAACCUGGCAGCGCUGUUCAUCAGAGAUGUCAGGUUUGCAGAUUUGUCUGUAGAUUUGCAAAAAAGAUAUUUUUCGUUCAGAGAUUUUUACAGCUCUCAGAAUAUUUUUCGGGGGACGGAUACAGCGUGAUGCGUUGGUCGAUGCCUUUCAUGCAGCCCACCUGGCGAACCCCCAAACCCGUUCAUAGGGUCAGAAAGCUUUUCUAUUCCGAGGAGGCGAAUGACUUUGAGGUUGAAACUUCUUGAAUUGAAACAAAAAUGAGUAUUUUUGCAAAUAUUCUGCUGACUUCCGAAGUUUCUGUUACAGACAGUUAGUAAAAGUUGCAGAAAUUUAAAAUUGAUUCGGUUAUGUUAUUUUGCUCGCUAAUUCACAAAAAUGAUAAUUUUCUCUGGAGCAUUUCGCAUUUGUUAGAUUACAAAAUUUAUCCUGGCACCUCUGGUUUUGAAAUUUUGCGCCAUAUCGGUUGAAUAAGAAGUUUUUUUUUAAAAUGACCUUAGAUGAAAAUAGCGGCCCUUACACGUGACAAUAUUAUUGUCAAUCCAAAGUAUUGUCAAUACCGUCAAUCCAAUUGACUUGGUAACUUGAGUCCGCAUUUUUCGAACAAAUCAAGAGUUUGAAGCUUCAAAUAUUGCAACUGAACAUUAAAACAUUCAGAGGAGAGUUCAUUGCACAUAUUUGAUUCUUUCCUCUCUGGAGAGAAAGUAUUGUCGGAUUGAUGAGCAAUUUUGAUUUUUUGACAAUAUUUUCGUCAAUCCAAUGAAGUUUCCAUUACACGAUCAAAAGUAUUGUCAAUACUCCUUGUAUUGACAAUAAUAUUGUCUCGUGUAAGGGCAGCUAAUCAGUAGUAUUUGCCGUCUGUCAACAGACAUAUCAUUAAAAAAUAACAGAGGUCCAGAUUUCAGGCUGUAAUAUUUCAUAUUACAUUGUCAAACCAUUGUGCAUUAUUAGUAGGCUUUUGUUUCGGAGCUGUUGUAGGUUUUAUAAUUUACGAGAACCAUGUCAGAAGCGGAUGAUAUCUUUGCCGAGAAUUCGACAGGUGGUUCUGAUGAUAACAGUAUUAAUGAACUUCAGGAAUCGAUUAGUAUUGAAGAGACUGAAGAUGAGUUUGAAGAAGAUAGCGAGUAUGAUGAAAUUCGCGAACGAAUCAAAAAGCGCCAGAGUCAACGGAUGUCGUUACAUCCCCGGUACUCUAAUUCGAGUGAUGGAACGGACAAUGAGGAUGAAAAGCAAAAACUAGUCGCAGAAGGUGAAAUCUUGAUUUCAUGUGAAAAUGAACCAGAAGUAGAAAAUAGGGCUCUUUCACCAGCAACACGUUUAAGUAUUACCGGAAUUCGACCGGACGAUUUAAGCUCGGAUGAAGAAGAGUUUAUUUUUACGAAGAAAACUCGUAAGGUGCUAAUUUCGGAUGAUGAGAGUGGAUUUGAACCGAAUUUAGAGGUAGACGAAAAACACGAAUCAUCCGACGACAGUCUGCCAAUGUGCAGUUUUGAUACGGAGUCAUCAAAACGUGAUUCGAUUAGUACGAAGUUAUCUUCCACAGUAGUUUCGGAAGAGAUAAAUAAUGAAUCAGUCGACAGUUCGGCAGAUAAACGUUUGUCUACUCACGUCCGUCAGUCUAUUGGUACCAAACUUUCCUCCACUGCGAUCGAUGAAAAAGAUGAACAAUCGAAACAGGACGAAAGAAACUCAUCAAGCAAUAGUACAACACAAUCCCUUGAGGUUUUGACGCUUUCCAGUGACGAUGAUGAUGGUGUACCGCAAAGAAAAACGUUAAUUCAACCUACAAUCACAAAUGCGUUUGGUAAGCGACUGGUUUCGCAAAAUUUCUAUGAUGGCAAAAUGCGUAAACUGUCGGAAUUAAAAAGCAGUCUGGUCUCGAUGGAGAAACUAACCAGAGUUGCUCCAGACUUACCCGACAAAGGAGUUGCUUUACUGAAAAGAAUGGUUGUUGUGAAAAAAGAGAUACAAGAUCUGAGUAAAGAUAUUAAAAAUAUGGAGAUACAAGAUUCAAAGAAUGUUAAAAACGAAAUCCGGAAGAGCUUUGAAAAUUCGAUUGAUUCUAGUGGACGCAUAAUAAUCGAGAGCAGAAAUACUUCCAUAGCUAGUAACGAAUCCAGCAUACAAACAUCGCGAGAGCAAUCGAAAUCACAAACCAAUGUUUCUUGGGAAGACAUCGAAAAUGCUGCUAAACAAAUUCAACCUAAGCAUACGGGUAAACAGGGUUUAGCAACUUUCGAAUCAAAGAAAACCCUUACAAUGGAUCGUUUGGCCACAUUACAUAAAUCAAUCGAAACUUGUCCUAGCGAGGACACAUUCGCCGAACCACCCAAGUUGCUCAAGAUAGAAUUGAUGAACCACCAACUGCAUGCUUUGGCUUGGAUGCAAUGGCGCGAGAACCAGAAACCACGUGGAGGUAUCCUGGCCGAUGAUAUGGGCUUAGGGAAAACACUUAGCAUGAUAUCUUUGAUAUUGAAAACAAUUGAAAUGAGUAAUCCGGAUGAGGAGAUACAGGGAGAUUCUUCAGAAGAAGAAAUCGAUGCUCAUAUCGGAUGGUUGGCAAGAGGCAGACAGGAUUAUUAUGCCGGAGGAACACUCAUUAUUUGCCCAGCGUCAUUGAUGAAACAAUGGGAAGGAGAAAUCACAAACAGAGUGACAAGGAACAGUCUAGCUGUCAUUGUCCAUCACGGAACGAACCGAGAUGUGAAACCAAGACAUCUGGCAAAAUAUGAUGUGGUUAUAACCACUUACAAUAUUGUUUCACGUGAACUUAAAGCGGAACGCAAUGGGCUCUUUGGUGUAAAUUGGGAAAGGAUCAUUCUGGAUGAAGCUCACGUUAUUCGAAACCACAAAAGUGCAAUGUCGGUAGCAUGUUGUGAAUUGAAAGGUCGCUUUCGUUGGGCACUAACCGGAACACCUAUUCAAAAUAAAGAGAUGGACAUGUACGCAUUAAUGAAAUUUUUGCGUUGUAGUCCAUUUGAUGAUUUGGCUCAUUGGAAACAGUGGAUUGAUAACAAAAGUGCAGGGGGUAUGGUUCGUCUUAAUACUAUUAUGAAAUCGAUCAUGCUCCGCAGAACAAAACAACAGCUUAAAGAGAAGGGAUCCCUACAAGGUCUUCCGGAAAAAUUCAUCCAGUUGAUUGAGGUUAAUCUUUAUAAAGAAGAAAUGAAUGUUUACCAAAAGGUGUUGCUUUAUUCGCGAACACUAUUCGAUCAGUUUCUUCGUCAGCGAGCGCAUAAAGAAAAUGCAAACUACUUUGGAGGCCACCAGCCAACAUUUGUUCGAACGAAUGAACCAAACUACGAUCGUGUCCAUCAAAAGUUGAAAGAACUUCAUACUAAAGAUGAAGUUAAGCAGUAUCAAAUCCUUGUGCUUUUACUUCGACUUCGUCAAAUUUGUUGCCAUCCGGGACUGAUCCAUCGAAUGUUAGAGGAUGAUGAUGGUAACUUCGACGUAAGUACGGUUGAAGAAGAGCAAGAUUUGGAUCUGCUUGAGCAGUUAAACAAGCUCAAACUGACCGACAAAUCGACUAGUGGUGAUGCCAAUGCGUCAAUAGAGGGUGGUAACAAAAAGUUGAAUAUUAGUGACACACCACCUGAGGUUGCUGAAGCUAUAACGAAAGCAUCGUCCAAAGUUAUGCUUCGGUCGAAUCCAGUUUUCAAUCUUGAACGAGCAAGUUCUAAAAUUGCAAAAGUUCUAGAGGUGAUAGAGGAAAAAAUUCUACAGAGCGAUGACAAGGCAGUGAUCGUGUCCCAGUGGAGCAGUAUGCUGGACAUCGUAGCUCAGCAUCUAAGCUGGAAGCGGGUGCGGUAUGUGUCGCUAACCGGGAAAGUACAAGCUAAGUACCGCAAUGACAUCGUGGUGGACUUCAAUAAACAAAGCAGCGGAGCAAAGGUCAUGCUUUUAUCGCUCACUGCUGGUGGAGUCGGUCUUAAUCUGGUAGGAGCAAAUCACUUGUUCUUGCUGGAUCUUCACUGGAAUCCCCAACUGGAAUCUCAAGCACAAGAUCGUGUGUACAGAGUGGGACAGAAAAAGAAAGUUUAUAUCUGGAAAUUUAUGUGCAAGGAUACGGUCGAACAGGCAAUCAGAGUGUUACAGGAGAAGAAACUGGGUAUCGCGAACGAUGUGCUCACUGGAACCAAGCAGACUGGAAGCAAGCUUUCAAUAGAUGAUUUGAAAACACUGUUCGGAUUGUAAUGCAAUUUCUGGAAUUGGUAGAAUGGUAGAAUUUACUGUCAUUUCCGAUCAUAAACAUUCUGCGUCAAUGUAUAUUAAGUGUAUAUAAUAACAUUCCUCAAUAUAUAUUAUGAUCUUUCUAAUUUGUUUCAAUGAUAGU